Molecule: messenger RNA, 2637 nt
Organism: Trametes versicolor FP-101664 SS1
Lineage: Eukaryota; Fungi; Basidiomycota; Agaricomycetes; Polyporales; Polyporaceae
Exons: 10
Coding region: 1-2637 (878 amino acids)
Source: RefSeq, a predicted model, not a curated record
AUGAACCUCGAGACGUGCCCGAGUUGCGAAGGAAGGCUAGAAGGGCAAUCUGAAGGAGCCCAUACUCUGUAUCGAUGCGAGGAUUGCCUCGGGGGCGCAUUGAAGUGUCGUGACUGUCUACUCUCCUCGCACGUCGAACGUCCACUGGAUAGGAUAACUGCUUGGGACCGGGACACUCGUGCUUGGCUGCUGACCACAUUUUCUAGUCUGGGCUUCGAGCUCCACCUCGGUCACGCCGGAAACAAGUGCCCUAACACGAGGACACCCGCACGUCCGAUGACUAUCGUCCAUGAUCGCGGAAUCAUCGCGUUGCCCGUGCACUACUGUUGGUGCACCGAGGGCUCGAUAGAACCGCUUCAGCUCAUCGCUGCGGGGUUCUGGCCGGCAACAUGGAAGAAGCCGCGGACGGCGAUGACCCUGGGAGUCAUGGAUACGUACCACAUGAUUGCGCGACAGGCACAAGUCAGCGUCGACGACUACGUGCGGCAUCUCGCAAGGCUGACGGACAAUGUGUUGCCGACGGACGUAGCGGAUCGAUAUCGCGAGUUCAAUAACGCAUCAAGACAGUAUGACCAUCUCAAGCGUUGUGCAGAGUACGACACCUGGGUGGGAGAUACACUCAAGAACGGCCAACUGUGUCUCCUCUGCCCAGCGUGCCCUCAGCCGGAAAUCAACAUGCGAGAGGGAUGGCAGCAACGCUUGCCGGAAUACCGAUAUCUGGACGCGCUGCAAUAUUCCAUAGACGGGAACUUCCACCUGAGUAUGAAGGAUCGCGAUACCGACCCGCUCGACGUCGCCCUCUCCGACGGUGCCGGUUAUUUCGUGCCCAGCAAGACGGCGAAGCAGUUCUUGAGCAAAACGAAGGCGCCGAAGGCUGAGGCGAGCACCUGUAAUCAAUUCGGUGCCAUGGGUCAGGGCAAAUACAAGGGCAAGGUCUCUGGCGUCGUCGGGAUAUCGUGCCGGCAUAUGUACAUGCUCCCGAACUCUAUCAUCGAUCUGAUUCGCGCCGAGCAAUAUCAAUUCGUCGAUCUUGCCCUGCUCUGCACGCUUCAGAAGUACUUGGUACUGCUGCAGUUGUUCGGUACGUACGAUAUCAACUGUCAGUAUAUGAUCAACCUGCGCAAGCGGCUGGCGGACUACGGCGUCGUGCUUUCCGAAAUCGACGGUCUGCAUUCGACGGAGCUCCCGCAGAUCAUCGCGGGCGUGGGCAAGUAUCACCUCAGCAUGCACACCAAAGAAUGCCGCCACAAGUACUCGAUGCACCUUCUUCCCGGCGCGUGCAUGUUUGACGGCGAGCCGAUGGAACGCAUUUGGGCGAUCCUCAACGCCCUCGCGCUCCGCACCAAGGAGAUGUCCGGUGGACAUCGUCAUGAUGUCCUCAACGAGCAUUUUGAAGACAUGAACCUCCGCCGCCUGCAGGUGUUAGUGAAGGAGCUCCUCGGCAAGUACACAAACGGACACAAGCGCGUCAAGGAGCUCGCGAAGUAUCUCGCUAGGAUCGAGACGUCCAUCGGGAAAAACCACAUCGAUGACUGGCGUGUCGAGGAGGCGGCAUACCUGAAGGCCGUCGUGGACAUCACCCAGCACAAACACUUGAAGAACAUCUACGAGCCUCCCGCGGAAGCAUCCCUGACGCAGAAGGAUAUCGUCGAACAACUAGCGGCUGAGCAAGCGACCAAGCUAACGGGCGAUGGCGUCAUAGGUGUCGCCACCCUAGAAGGCGCGCUGGCCGUACAAGAAACUCGUCGGCAGCUUCGUCUGGAAGUAGACACGUUCUCCGGCACGGAAGAGGAGCGUGAACGUCUCCGCACGAAGAUCGAUACGUGGCACAAGCAAGCCAUGCGAGUCACCACCGACUGCAACAGCAAGCUGAGCGACUCUGUCGAUGCUGUCAAGUCGUCUAUUGCCCCUUGCGACAUCCCUCCGGGGUUCCCCCUUCGCACGACCAGUGACGACUGCACGUGUGAAAUUCCGCUGGACGAGGUCGACGUCCGACUCCCGUCGGACUACCAUAGCACGGUCCGGAAGCAUGCGGCGAUGAAGGAUGCCGUUGCGACAGAGCGCCGUCUACGGGAGGGCCAGGCAAACGAGGCGCUCGAAGACCUCCGGUUGCAUUUGACGACACAAAUGAGCUUGGCUGAGCGCAAGACGCAAGGGUCCGGCACGAUCCAUAACGCAGCCAUGGACCGACGUAUCCAUGGCAAGCGCGACGCUAUCGAGCGUGCGAAGUAUGCCUACCGUCGGGCACGUCUAGCCAUGAUCGUCCUCGGAAUGCCCAAGAAGGAUCGUACCUACCGAGUCUUGAAGGACCAAGAUUGCAAAGCCUUCGUGAUCGUGGACGAAGAAGUCAGGCGCGGCGAUAGCAAGCUUGAUCCGACUUGGAUCUGGGGAGAUUUCACGUACAUGGGUAAGCUUGACGAGGGCAAGAUAAAGAUCUUUGUCACAAACAGUGUGAAGGUUCACUGGCUGCGACAGAGCGCAUUGCUGGCGCGCUGGAGGGAGGAGGUCAACGCCCUUCGCGAGGAGAUGUAUCGAACCGUGCGCUUUUUCGAGUACACGGUAAGGACGUGGACAGUUCGCGGGGAGCAGCACGAACUAGCGGGACGCGCAGCCGCGGCGGCUCAUGCUCGUCGGUAA